AUGGGUGAACAUGACCUUGUCUUUCGCCUCGGGUACAAUGGGAAUGGAGGCAUUUCAUCUGGAAAUCAUAGCUUCCUACCCAGGGGAGGACAACUUUCAACCUAUCCCCACAAUGGUGAGGCUGGAAGUUCCAAUGCCAAUGACGAGGCUAGGAAUAUUGGGGAUAUUCUACUGUUCGUGGAAAAUUCCCGAAGUGAGUCACAAGAGAAUCAAAAUAGCUUCAUGGAGGCCAUAAUAAACAGACUUGCUCCAGGUGGAUUAGCACAACCAGUAGUAGGGGUUAGCUUGGGACAAUUCCUUCAGACUCAACCACCAUCAUUUUCCAAGGCCGUGGACCCCCUUGAGGCCCAUGACUGGUUGCUGGAAAUUGAAAAAAAGCUUGAGACAGUUGGUUGCUCAGAUGAGGAGAAGGUGAGGUACGCAGCCCACCAAUUGAAAGGUCUUGCUGGGGCUUGGUGGUCAAACUUUAAGCACAAUCAUGCUGAAAAUGAACCUGUUACAUGGGCAGUGUUCAAACAAGCUUUCACCUUGGCAUUUGUUCCAAAUGGAAAAGUAUCAAUUAAGAAGAGGGGGUUUCGAAAUUUAAGCCAAGGGAAUAAAAGGCUGGGAGAGUAUGUGCAUCAAUUCACUGAAUUAUCAAGGUAUGCCCCUGACGAUGUGAACACUGAGGAGAAAAAGGUUGAGAAAUUCAUGGAAGGAUUACACCCAUUCCUCCGGAUGCACUUGAGACCAAUGUUUUUAAGGCGUCGCUUUGGCGUCGCCUAA
Molecule: messenger RNA, 765 nt
Organism: Miscanthus lutarioriparius
Lineage: Eukaryota; Viridiplantae; Streptophyta; Magnoliopsida; Poales; Poaceae
Source: the annotation of a GenBank genome assembly